GUUGUACACUACCAGUGUCCGCUCUAGCCAUCAUUGGGAACACGUAGUGGUGAACUUCAAGAGGCCCGAAGGGAAAUUCCAGCUUUGGAUUUCAUUCUUCAUGGCACGAGCCCUCGUGGCACUGGACGACAUUGAAGUGAGCAGUGGAUAUUGCGAACUAAGAGACUUUUGCUCUUGGGAGAUAGGCUCCCCGUGCCAAGCGUACACUGCUCCGGGCAGUUUUGCCGACUGGAAUGUCCGCAAUGGCUCAGAAAUUGGCCUCCCAGACCACACGACGAAGAAUCUUACAGGCCGCUACUUGUACCUGGACACUACUGCGGUUGACUCUCACCAUCCAGUAUCCCGCGUGUUCAUGCGGUCUCGCCCACCAACCGAGGCCACGUGCGUCACCUUUUGGUUCAGCGGACGCGGAUUCGUCGGCAAGCUCAACGUGUACAGAUUUACGAAAGAAACGGCUCUGCGGGACCCGCUGGUUUCGGUACCUACGCCAAUAAAAGCAGGAGAAUGGAUUGCACGAAGGGUGCCCAUCUCUUCAAGAAAUAGGUGGAACCUCGUCUUUGAAGGUGUGGCUACAGCAGGAGUAAAAAUAAAGUCUGGAAUUAUGAUAGAUGACGUUGAGUUCACCGAUGGGGAAUGUCCACCCUACGAACACUGCACAUUCGAAGAAGAAUGCCUGCCCUGGGUAAUUAAAGAAAACGGUAAGAGCAGACGCUUUUCCCUGUGA
Molecule: messenger RNA, 724 nt
Organism: Rhipicephalus sanguineus (brown dog tick)
Lineage: Eukaryota; Metazoa; Arthropoda; Arachnida; Ixodida; Ixodidae
Product: MAM and LDL-receptor class A domain-containing protein 1-like
Exons: 7
Coding region: 101-724 (207 amino acids)
Cellular component (GO): membrane
Source: RefSeq, a predicted model, not a curated record